Pistacia vera is the source of this 2340-nucleotide messenger RNA. RefSeq names its product proline-rich receptor-like protein kinase PERK15. Gene Ontology annotation, biological process: protein phosphorylation. Lineage: Eukaryota; Viridiplantae; Streptophyta; Magnoliopsida; Sapindales; Anacardiaceae. Gene Ontology annotation, molecular function: ATP binding; protein kinase activity. Bases 1 to 2232 code for a protein of 743 amino acids. The transcript is spliced from 8 exons. The record is from RefSeq and is a predicted model, not a curated record.
AUGUCUUUAUCACCCUCACGGUCACCAGCUCCGGCGACCACCACUUUGCCUUUGUUGCCACCGUCACCACCACCUGUAAUUAAUAAUGUAAGUCCUCCUCCUCCACCAUUUAUUACACCACUACCAGCUCCUAUUUCUUUGCCAUCGUCUCCUCCAACUCCAUUAUUGUUAACACCACCAGUCCCUACGCCUCCAGCUCCAUUAUUGUUACCACCACCAGUCCCUCCGCCUCCAGCUCCAUUAUUGUUACCACCACCAGUCCCUCCGCCUCAGGUUUCUUCUCCACCGCCCACUGCCACGUCAGCACCACCUGUAACCUCUCCAUCUCCACCUCUUCCGGUUGAAGCUCCUCCACCUCUACACAAUGCAAUACCACCUGCUCCUCACGUGAUCAUUUCUCCAUCACCUACACUCGAGUCUCCACCAGCAGCACCAGCAGCACCACCAAAGCCUCUAACUCCUCCACAACUUCCAAUAACACCAUUAGUCCCAUCAACUUCUCCUCCACCAUCUCCACCAUCUCCAUCUCUACAAUCUCCAUUGCUUCCUGCAAUUUCACAAACACCACCAACAGUUUCUCCGCUACCUCUGGAAACUUCUCCACCUCCUCAGGCAACGCCAUCUUCAACUAUUUUGCCGCCGCCUCCUUGGCCUACUGACUCACCACCUACAUUAGUGUCUCCAUCACCUCUCCCUUCUUCUUUGAUCACCAUUCCCAAAACUCCAUUCUUUGGUGCAUCUCCACCACCGCCAUUGCCUUUAGUAACUCAAAGUUCAACCAACACACAACAUUUUCAUGUGUCAAUAGGGAUUUUACUUGCAUGUGUGGGCGGUGGAAUCAUUUUACUACUUGUGCUUGGCCUUUUUUGUUUUUGCUAUGAAGAUAAGAGGAGGAAGGAGCGUAGGCCUGUGCAAGAUUAUUCUAAACCGUCGAACUUGGCACCAAAAGAAGGUGUUUUUCUAUCCAAACCUUCACAGGAAAAUGUUCCACCACCAGGAGACCACGUCAUCACGGUGCUACCAAAGCACUUAGCCCCACUGCCUUCGGUAGGAAGUUAUGGUUCCAGUGGCUCAGGGUCUGUGGAUCUGAAUACACCUCAAGCCUCUGGUGCUGCCCUAAGUUUUGCAAGAGGCAGUUUCACAUAUGAUGAGUUGGUGGUGGCUACCAAUGGCUUCUCUGAGGCCAACCUUCUUGGAGAAGGUGGUUUCGGAUACGUUCACAGAGGUGUUCUUCGUAGUGGGAAAGAAGUUGCAGUUAAGCAGCUAAAGAGUGGAAGCCAUCAGGGGGAGCAAGAAUUUCAAGCUGAGGUUGAGACAAUUAGCAGAAUCCAUCACAAACAUCUUGUUUCAUUAGUUGGAUACUGCAUUACCGGAGCUGAGAGAUUGCUUGUUUAUGAGUUUGUCCCCAACAACACAUUGGAAUUUCACUUACAUGGAACAGGACAGCCAAUUAUGGAUUGGGAAACAAGACUCAGAAUUGCCAUAGGGUCUGCAAAAGGAUUGGCUUAUCUUCAUGAGGACUGUAAUCCUACAAUCAUUCAUCGUGAUAUCAAGGCAUCAAAUAUUCUUCUUGAUUCUAGAUUCGAAGCAAAGGUUUCUGACUUCGGACUUGCCAAAAUGUUAUCUGAUACCAAUACUCAUGUCUCCACACGAGUGAUAGGAACUUUUGGAUACUUGGCUCCAGAGUAUGCAUCAAGCGGUAAACUAACAGAUAAAUCAGAUGUAUAUUCCUAUGGGGUCGUGCUUCUAGAGCUUAUAACUGGACGCCCACCUAUCACUACAAUAAAUCCCUAUUUGAAUGAAAGCUUGGUUGAUUGGGCGAGGCCACUGCUAAAUAAAGCUCUAGAGGAUGGCAAUUUUGAUGCUCUUGUUGAUCCAAAAUUGGAAAAGAAAUACAAAUACAAUGAGAUGGAAAACAUGGUUGCAUGUGCUGCAGCUUGUGUGCGCCAUUCGGCAUGGCUUCGACCUAGAAUGAGCCAGGUAAUUCGCGCUUUGGAAGGAGAUGUUUCUUUCACAAAAAUUGACGAAGCGAUCAGGCUACGAGACAGCACAAUUUACAGUUGUUCAGGAAGUUCAAACUAUGACUCCCACCAAUAUAGGGAGGAAAUGAAGAAAUUCAACAUGAGUUUGCGGAAGGAAUGUGGCAUCAAUGGAUACAGUGAAAGCACUAGUGAGUAUGGUCUAAACCCGUCUGGCUCCAGUGGCUAUUCCAGCAGACAAACUGAUAUAUAAAAGAAGCUAAGAUAGAGAUCCGAUGUAUCAAAACUUUUGAUCACUAAUUGAUGUAGAUUAUUGUUUCUUGAGUGAAAAUUCUAACUUGAUUUUCAUUUGCUUUAUUAA